AUGGAUACUAGAGGGAAAUCUUCUUCUAAUGGAAAGGAUGGAGAUGGGAUAGUUUUAUUACCAGGGUUUCGAUUUCAUCCUAUGGAUGAAGAACUUAUUACUCAUUACUUGUCUCCGAAAGUAAUUGACAGAGAUUUCACUGCUAUAGCCAUUGGUGAUGUUGAUCUUAACCAAGUUGAACCAUGGGAUUUGCCUAGGAAAGCGAAAAUGGGUGAAAAGGAAUGGUAUUUCUUCUGUUUGAGGGAUAAGAAAUACCCAACUGGUUUGAGAACAAACAGAGCAACUGCUGCUGGUUAUUGGAAGGCGACAGGAAAAGACAAGGAGAUUUUAGGGGGACAACAUCAAUCCAUCAUAGGAAUGAAGAAAACUCUUGUGUUCUACAAAGGAAGAGCACCCAAAGGUGAGAAAACCAAUUGGGUCAUGCAUGAAUACAGAUUGGAAGGAGAACAUUCUCUUCAGAAUCUUCCUAAAUAUGUUAAGAAUGAUUGGGUGAUUAGUAGAGUUUUUCAGAAAAAUUCAUCUGGGAAGAAAAUACCAUAUUCUCAUCCAACACAUGUGCCCUGCUUCUCCAAACUUAUGGAAGUUCAAGGAAUCUGUUCGUCUUCAAAUUCUAUGAUGAACCCACCACCGAUGAAUUCGAUGUAUACAUCGACAUCGAAUCCUGUUCAGAAUUGGUCGAAUCUGCAAUACCCGAGUCUGGUUAUGAACAUUGAGAUGAACAAUGUGAAUGGUAUCAGUGCAAACUAUGUUGAAAAGAAUGAGGUGGAAAAUGGAGGAGUUAGAAAUGAUGAUGAUCGUGAUGAUGUUAAGAUGAAUUUGAGUGGACAAUUGGAUCUUGAUCGAAUGUGGUUUCGUUACUGA
Molecule: messenger RNA, 861 nt
Organism: Impatiens glandulifera
Lineage: Eukaryota; Viridiplantae; Streptophyta; Magnoliopsida; Ericales; Balsaminaceae
Product: NAC domain-containing protein 79-like
Exons: 3
Coding region: 1-861 (286 amino acids)
Biological process (GO): regulation of DNA-templated transcription
Molecular function (GO): DNA binding
Source: RefSeq, a predicted model, not a curated record